AUGCCGAUAUUGCUGCAGAAAAAAGCCCACAAUGAAGCAACAAGUCUCUCGUCUCCGAGCUUUAUCAUGAGGGUCCCUGGCCCUCCAUGUAGGGCGGAAAUGAUUCUGGAUACUGGUGAGACUACUCCGUAUUGCUCAACCACCACAACACCCAUGCUCUAUGGCCGAGGGUUCAAGAUGGGUCCAUAUCUCGGCGAGUCCAGUAACAACAAGUGCACAUCCAUCCUCAUUUAUCUGUUCGUCCAUUCGUCAAUUUUUCCCAUCCCUGGUCCAGCGCCCAACCCUUGCUGUCUUUCGAAGUGA
Molecule: messenger RNA, 303 nt
Organism: Fusarium verticillioides 7600
Lineage: Eukaryota; Fungi; Ascomycota; Sordariomycetes; Hypocreales; Nectriaceae
Exons: 1
Coding region: 1-303 (100 amino acids)
Source: RefSeq, a predicted model, not a curated record